CUCCUCCCCUUCCCCUCGACUCGCCCCUGGGAAGGGGUGGGUGGUGGAGUCACUGUCGGCUUCAGCCAGGCUGCGGAGCGGACGGACGCGCCCGGUGCCCCGGGGAGGGGCGCCACCCGGAGAGGACGAGGAGGCGGUGGAGAGGAAGAGACUCCCUCUUUGCCGACACCUCCCCCACCCCCCGAGGCUCUGACCCCAGGGGCUAGGGACCUGCCAAGUUUCUCUACCUUGGCUGCGUGGAGAGGCCGCUACCCUGGAGGUCCUGAACCCACCGCACUGGGGGCCCCAGAACCGCCCCAGUGGCCUAACGCGACCAUCUCAGGGACCACUGCAAGUUUUCCAGUUGCCUAGACCAGGAGCCGGGGGUCAGAGCAACAACCCUUCCAGCCACCUGCCUCGACUUCUGCCUCAGGCACCAGCCCCAGCCCUGUGCGUCCAUCCCAGGUGACAUGCCGGUCCUCUCCACCCCCCGGUCCUCGCGGGUGAGCACGCUGAAGCGCACAGCUCUGGUCCUGGCCCUCACGGCCUAUGGAGCCCACAAAGUCUACCCUUUGCUGCGGCAGUACCUGGCAGCCACCAGGGGCCCUCAGGUACCAGCCGGGGAGUCCACGCAGGAGGUGUCCGGGGCCACAGCGGCCAAGGCCAGCGUGAACCGGGUGUUCCUGCAGCGGCUCAUGGGACUCCUGCGGCUGCUCUUUCCCAGGACCCUGUGCCGGGAGACGGGGCUGUUGGCGCUGCACUCGGCCUCCCUGGUGAGCCGGACCUUCCUGUCCGUGUACGUGGCCCGCCUGGACGGCCGGCUGGCACGCGGCAUCGUGCGCAAGGACCCCCGGGCCUUCGGCUGGCAGCUCCUGCAGUGGCUCCUCAUCGCCCUCCCCGCCACCUUCAUCAACAGUGCCAUCCGGUUCCUAGAGGGCCAGCUGGCCCUGUCCUUCCGCAGCCGUCUAGUGGCCCAUGCCUACAGCCUUUACUUCUCCCAGCAGACCUACUACAGAGUCAGCAACAUGGACGGGCGGCUUCGCAACCCUGACCAGUCCCUGACAGAGGACGUGGUAGCCUUUGCCGCCUCCGUGGCCCACCUGUACUCCAACCUCACCAAGCCACUCCUGGACGUUGCCGUGACCGCCUACACCCUGCUUCGCGCGGCCCGUUCCCGUGGGGCUGGCACAGCCUGGCCCUCGGCCAUUGCGGGCCUCGUCGUGUUCCUCACAGCCAACGUGCUGCGGGCCUUCUCACCCAAGUUUGGCGAGCUGGUGGCCGAGGAGGCGCGGAGGAAGGGAGAGCUGCGCUACAUGCACUCUCGCGUGGUGGCCAACUCCGAGGAGAUCGCCUUCUAUGGGGGCCAUGAGGUGGAGCUAGCCCUCCUUCAGCAGUCCUACCAGGGCCUGGCUUCGCAGAUUCACCUCAUCCUGCUGGAGCGCCUGUGGUACAUCACGCUGGAGCAGUUCCUCAUGAAGUACGUGUGGAGCGCCUCGGGCCUGCUCAUGGUGGCCGUGCCUAUCAUCACGGCCACCGGCUAUGCAGAGUCAGACCCCGAGGCAGUGAAGAAGGCGGCCUUGCAGAUGAAGGAGGAGGAGCUCGUGAGCGAGCGCACAGAAGCCUUUACCAUCGCCCGCAACCUCCUCACAGCCGCUGCAGAUGCCAUCGAGCGGAUCAUGUCAUCCUACAAGGAGGUGACGGAGCUGGCCGGCUACACAGCCCGAGUACACGAGAUGUUCCAGGUGUUUGAAGAUGUCCAGCACUGCCGUUUCAAGAGGCCCGGGGAGCUGGAGGACACUCAGGCGGGGCCUGGGGCUGUGGCGAGGCCUGGAGUCCGUAUAGAGGGGCCCCUGCAAAUCCGAGGCCAAGUGGUAGACGUGGAACAAGGAAUUAUUUGUGAGAACAUCCCCAUCAUCACGCCCACGGGAGAGGUGGUGGUGGCCAGCCUCAACAUCAGGGUGGAAGAGGGCAUGCACCUGCUCAUCACCGGCCCCAACGGCUGCGGCAAGAGCUCUCUCUUCCGGAUCCUUGGCGGCCUCUGGCCCACGUACGGCGGCGUGCUCUACAAGCCCCCGCCGCAACGCAUGUUCUACAUCCCCCAGAGGCCCUACAUGCCGGUGGGCUCCUUGAGGGAUCAGGUCAUCUACCCAGACUCUGUGGAGGACAUGCGAAGGAAAGGCUAUUCAGAGCGGCACCUGGAAGCCAUCCUGGACAUCGUGCACCUGAACCACAUCCUGCAGCGGGAAGGAGAAAGCUCCAGAAGCUGGCGCAUGUGUAACAUACUGAAAUCGUAUUGGCCAGAAUUCGGUUCCAUGGUGAUACUUCACCUCAAGACAAGCUACAGAAUACAGCCUUUUUGGCAGGGAACUUCCAGUCCCGUGGGAAGACAGAGUGGAGGUUGGGAGGCUGUGUGCGACUGGAAGGAUGUGCUGUCAGGGGGGGAGAAGCAGAGAAUCGGCAUGGCCCGCAUGUUCUACCACAGGCCCAAGUACGCCCUCCUGGACGAGUGCACCAGCGCUGUGAGCAUUGACGUAGAAGGCAAGAUCUUCCAGGCGGCCAAGGACGCCGGCAUUGCCCUGCUCUCCAUCACCCACCGGCCCUCCCUAUGGAAGUACCACACGCACUUGCUACAGUUUGACGGGGAGGGGGGCUGGAAGUUCGAGAAGCUGGACUCUGCUGCCCGCCUGAGCCUGACCGAGGAGAAGCAGCGGCUUGAGCAGCAGCUGGCGGGCGUUCCCAAGAUGCAGCGGCGCCUCCAGGAGCUCUGUCAGAUCCUGGGCCAAGGCCCCGGAGUCCUCCAGGGUGCUCCUCUCCCUUGAGCCCUGGGAUCACAUGAAGGAAACAGCCUCACUCGCCCACCCACCCCUGCGCCUGGCACGGCACUGCCACAGGCCUACCCUGCAUGCCUUUCCCUCACAGGCCUCCUGGCGGUGGGCCUGCCCUGUCCAGAGGACUUCCAGCAAAACCACGUGCCUCUCGGGGGGCGGGGGGGGGGCUUCCCUGGGUGGGGCAGGUGGUCCUUUCUUCUCUUCCAGGAGGGGUGAGGGGUGGAGUGGAGCCCCCCAGCUCGCACCACCAGCCCAGUCUGUGCGGAGCCUUGCAUGGGGGGCUCUGCUGUCCUGACGCCCUAGUCCCCCUUAUUCCCUUCAGUCCCUGGAGACCCCACGUGGCUACCACCCAAACGGCCCACCAAGGCUCCCACCCCGUGGGACCCCCCCUUCCCACUUUAGAAACCACCAGGCAGGACCCGGGGGCAGGCCACUUGCGUGCCCCCCCUCUUCCCGCCAGUUGUCUCCAGGAGCCCGCGGGAGAAAGGGCUGCACAGCAUUUCUUAGCGAGCCAUGGUAAGAAUGUAACCCCUGCCCGUCUUGGCCCCCAGCCUCCUCUCCUUCCACAAGCUAAUUUAUUCGGUUCCUGUUUGGAGCCAUCUCGAUUGCCAAUAGGAGCACCCUGCCAGCAAGGGAGAGGCGGCCCAGGGCCCUGGUCCUCCCACGGGCGGCCUUGCCCUUGAGCCAAUCCCUGGCAGCCUGUGGCCCCGCCAGCCUACACUGCCAGCCACCUCCGUGGGGUGGGGGGGAGGUACAGGUCCACCAAAGGGGGAAGCGGGCGCUAGGGCUGCCGGGCAUGAGGGCACCUGUGUGCCCAGCUUAGUGCCAAAGAGGGGUCAGCCAGGGGAGCUGUCUCUGCAAAGCCAGCCCCCACCCACGAGGGAGACCCCACCACAGCCACCGCAUGUGCCUUUCCAGGUCCUCAGCCCUCUGGCCGGGGAGCACCCCUCGACCCCUCAGUAAAAGCCUCCUGUGGAAAGUG
Mustela lutreola (European mink) is the source of this 3789-nucleotide messenger RNA. RefSeq names its product ATP binding cassette subfamily D member 1 (gene ABCD1). The record is from RefSeq and is a predicted model, not a curated record. Gene Ontology annotation, cellular component: peroxisomal membrane; peroxisome. The transcript is spliced from 11 exons. Bases 450 to 2798 code for a protein of 782 amino acids. Gene Ontology annotation, biological process: fatty acid beta-oxidation; long-chain fatty acid import into peroxisome; peroxisome organization. Gene Ontology annotation, molecular function: ATP hydrolysis activity; long-chain fatty acid transmembrane transporter activity; ATP binding. NCBI's taxonomy places the organism in Eukaryota, Metazoa, Chordata, Mammalia, Carnivora, Mustelidae.